UGAAAGGCAAAUCGUUUCGUAGCCUGUCGUUACAUCUUGCACUUCAGGCAUGCGCGGCACUCAAGCCCCACUCGCUGUUGCGCUCGCAGCUUGGUCAUUCUGACACAUCUCUUGACGGCCUGAAAGCCUUCUUGCAGCCAUGUUUGCCGUCGUAGUCGCUGGCCGGCUUCCGCUGACCACGCCGCAGCAAAUCGAUCCAACUCAUAUUGUCUUUCCGCUGGAAGAAGCGAACAGCAUCAACCAUGUUACAGUCUUCAUGGAUGGCUCACAGGCUUUCCCUCCUGGCUACAGCGCAAUUGUGCAUUUCCUGUGGCCAGGCGAGGGGAAGGAGUGGAUGCUUUUAGGAUGCCUUCGGAAUGCGAAGCCUUCGGCUAUCUUCAAAUUGAGAGGGACUGCUAUUCCUUCUUCUUCUUCAUCUGCAGGGGCCACGCCCGGCGGCAGCGACAGCCUGUUCGCUUCGGGCGGAGUGGGGCAAAGUACAUCCGAAGGUGUCACCGCUCAACUCGGGAUCAGCAUUGAGCUGGAUGAGGUCGUAGAUGCUCAAAUGGCUGCUCUAGCACAUGCCACGGGUGGCGCGGCUGGCGCUGCGGGAGCUGGACCCGCAGAUGCUAGUGCUGCCAGCGCGAAUGCUGGUGCGCUCGUCAAGGCGGGAGAGAGAGACGCGACUUUGUUGAUCGAAGCUGCAUUGGCUGUGGCACCGCGAAUAGCCAAAAAUGCAUUUUCGUACCUAUCUUCCUUCGCACCCGAUUCGGCGCCGCAGACAGCGCCUCUGCUUCAAAAGUGGCUUGAACAAUUCGAGCGCAAACUCAAGGCGCAGGGAGCAGCCUUUCUGGAGAAGGACGUUUAAUGUGUUUGAUCGCUGAAGUGCUGAAAAACUGAAGGGUCGCCAGUGCACCGUGUGCAAGCAAUGAUACAAAAGGUUUUUGCGUUCUGACAAAGACCCUCCUGGUAUAAAUUGACAGCUCAACCACGACAAAUGUAGCAUAUGUGACGAGGAGAUACAUUAGAU
This is a messenger RNA of Tilletiaria anomala UBC 951, 1009 nucleotides long. RefSeq lists its product as uncharacterized. The transcript has 3 exons. Gene Ontology annotation, biological process: protein import into nucleus. Gene Ontology annotation, molecular function: nuclear import signal receptor activity. Gene Ontology annotation, cellular component: cytosol; nucleus. The coding region runs from base 140 to 847 and encodes 235 amino acids. The record is from RefSeq and is a predicted model, not a curated record. NCBI's taxonomy places the organism in Eukaryota, Fungi, Basidiomycota, Exobasidiomycetes, Georgefischeriales, Tilletiariaceae.